Messenger RNA from Cynara cardunculus var. scolymus (artichoke), 660 nucleotides. Its product is annotated as DNA-directed RNA polymerases II, IV and V subunit 9A. NCBI's taxonomy places the organism in Eukaryota, Viridiplantae, Streptophyta, Magnoliopsida, Asterales, Asteraceae. Gene Ontology annotation, molecular function: nucleic acid binding; zinc ion binding; DNA-directed RNA polymerase activity. The transcript is spliced from 4 exons. Bases 110 to 454 code for a protein of 114 amino acids. The record is from RefSeq and is a predicted model, not a curated record. Gene Ontology annotation, biological process: transcription-coupled nucleotide-excision repair; maintenance of transcriptional fidelity during transcription elongation by RNA polymerase II; transcription initiation at RNA polymerase II promoter. Gene Ontology annotation, cellular component: RNA polymerase II, core complex.
GUUCUCAUUUUGAAAACACGCACACACACGGGGUUCAACCGGCUGCUGCUUGAGACCGGAAGGAGAUUAACAUAGAAGAACAGCUCCUUUUACCACCAAUCUAGCGAAGAUGAGUACCAUGAAAUUUUGUCGAGAAUGCAACAACAUUCUCUAUCCUAAAGAAGAUAAGGAUCAGAAGAUCCUCCUCUAUGCUUGCCGCAACUGCGAUCAUCAGGAGGUUGCCGAUAACAACUGUGUCUACAGAAAUGAGAUACACCAUGCUGUUGGGGAGCGAACUCAAGUUUUGCAGGAUGUUGCUGCAGAUCCAACUCUUCCACGCACAAAAGCAGUUCGGUGUGCUCAAUGUGGUCAUGGAGAGGCUGUUUUCUUCCAGGCAACUGCUAGAGGGGAAGAAGGUAUGACAUUGUUUUUCGUUUGCUGCAAUCCAAACUGUGGCCAUCGGUGGAGGGAUUGAGGAGUAUGCAGUGAAACUUUUGAUGGAUUGUUACUCGUGAUUGUUAAUCGAAAGCGGUGGAAGAGUGGAUGCUAAUGGGAACUUGUGAGAUUUCUAAUUGUAAUCUUAGUUGAUGACUAGGUAUUGGAGUUGGAACUGAAAUUAAAUCGACAAGUUUGUUCUUCACUCUUGCUUUACGAUAGUAUGGUUUAAUUGUGGGUUUUGAA